CUCACUUCAGCGUUGUCAAAUGACACGAUCUUACAAAAAAAAUACAACUAGUCCGUAUUGGACAAACAAUUGAAACAUCGGGGCAGAUAUUGCGCGGCGUGAAUUAUUCUGUUCGUCUAUCGAUUAGCGAUGGUGUCAACUUGGAACCCCACCGGUGCAAUUUUGGUCUUUCUCUUUUUUUCCAGUAGAUCGCCACAAAACUCAUCCGUUUUGCCUUCUGCAGAGGCAUAUCUUCCAACAACAACAACAAAUCAUCGUCGUCAUCAUGGUUGUCGUUACUUUCAAGCGAUUCCCAAACAAGAAGGCAAAAACAGCAAUAAGAAAAGUAUCAGAAAAAGGAAGACCACUACUUCAUUGUCUACGAUAUCAUCCAUAUCGUCAUCUCUAUUUGAACGACCUUCGUGGCUCCAGUGCGAUCCUUUCCCAUAUGCACAGCUUGAUGUUCAGGGGCAGCAACCUUACGUGAAACCUUUCGAAGAUUACCACGACCAAGAGGAAAAUUAUUUGCACAAUCAACAGCAGCAACCAUCGGAACGAAUUGUUUCCUAUGACACAGGUGGCGACAGCUACGGUCAACCGAUUGAUCCACCGGAACUGUCUGUGGGCCGAGGGAGGAGCAACAAGAACAAACAGAGCAAACAUUAUCCCAACAUCCGACCGAGUGGAGAACUGGGACAGCCAGAACAGAAACGAAAACAUCGAGAACCGGAUUUGCAACGCAUACAAUCCUAUACGACAGACGGAAAGAGCUUCGCCCAACCCAUUCGACCGCCCAAAUCUUCGGUAGGGCGGGCGAAAACUAACAACAACAACAACAACAGAAAGAGAAAGUAUUUUGGAACUGGUGGAGAAUGGACACAACUUCAGCAGCAGAAUCAAGAAGAGAAAGAGCAGCGGCAAUCCUAUGCAUCUGGUGGGAGCAGCUUCAAGCAACCCACCCAAGAACCCGAGCCAUCGGUAGGACAAAGGAAUGCGAAGACUCGAUAUAGCCAAUUGGAGAAACAACAGCUCGACGGUAGUACAACAACGCAAGCCAAAAAAAAUGCUUCCUUGCAUUCCUAUGGCACCGAUACUGUCCAACCAAUAGUUAUGGAUCAUCAAUUACCCUUAUCCGCGUUGUCGUCUGACGUUCGAAGCCCGUUUUUGUCCGGAUCAAAAAACUACUACAAGGCGAAACAUUAUUAUGCUCCCAAAAUUGAACGAUCAUUGACAAUGGCGAAUCAAGAAGGAUUAAAGCCUUACAGUGCUAUUCGUUCGAAUAGUUCCAACUCGUCGGUCAUUAAACAAGAAAUUACUUUCCCACCAGCAGAGUCACCACCACCGCAAAGAUUGGCAACGGAAAUGGGUCGCGAUAUUGCCACUGCUGAGAGCAUCAGCCCCUACCCUCGUGUUCAAACACAAUCACCAAUGCUUCUUGCGAAGGGACUAACAGCUGGCCGCUCACGAUUCAACAGCUCCUAUAAAACGCAACAAAUCUAUCCGAAAGUGAGAAUACCGUCCCCUUUUUCGUUCCAACGGCGCACCCAAGGUAAUGGCAGUCUGAACCCCUACAACGAGGGUGGAGUAAGUGGUAAGGAACCAAAUGAUCCACCUAUUCAGAAAAAAGGGCGAAUACCUCGAUUCAAAGGCGUUCCUCGCCGUACGCAGAUAUCGCCAUUCGUCAAGCCAAAAUACAGUGACAGUGAAAAGACAAGCAGUAGUGGCGAUAUGUACACAAACGAUAAUCUAUCGGAAGCAUCAUUGGAUUACAGUACUAAUUCCGACCUUAUGUAUACCGAGGAAAGUAGUAACACGUAUGACAAUGGCGUCAAUGGUAAUUUUUACGGUCAAGGUACAGGGGAUGGGGUUUUUCGUAGUGUUGAAAGUUACAACGAUGUUUAUCAGGGCUUCGGAGGAGAAAACGCAAUUCUGGACUAUGGCCAGCGAAACGAUGGAUACGAUCAUAACGAGGAAGCAAGAGAACAAUACCUCCAGGGACUCUAUGACGGAGAUGCCGACGACGAUUGGUAUAGCCAAUCACAUUCGUUUCAGAUUCCAAUUACCAUUAACAUUUGCGGAAGAGAAGAAAUGAAUCAGGGAAAUGACAGCACCGAGCAAACUAUCAAUAUUAACAUCAAUGUAAAUACCAACGAAGGGGAAGGUUAUUACGAAUGGAUAACACAACAAUCAUGACAUGCAGCAGCAAAAGUUGUCUGGAGACUAAAAAUCUGAGCGGAAG
This is a messenger RNA of Pseudo-nitzschia multistriata, 2218 nucleotides long. The record is from the annotation of a GenBank genome assembly. NCBI's taxonomy places the organism in Eukaryota, Bacillariophyta, Bacillariophyceae, Bacillariales, Bacillariaceae.